AAAAAUAAACCGCCAAACAAAAAAAUAACAACAUUGCAAAUUGCAAAAUAAUGAAAAAAAUUGUGAAAAUUCGUCAAAAAUGAAUCAUUUUAGGUUUAAUUAGACGUUUAGUUGUAUAGAAAUACUCGAAAUUGGUCGUUUUUAGUGAAAAUAACCCACGCAAACAUACUUCGUCAAUCAUUCCGAGUUAUUUAUCGAUUUCGUUCAGCUUUCCAAAUCCUCUUCCGAAGACACCUUUGAUAAGAAUAUUUCGUCAAAAUGGAAAUUUAUCACACUGCAAUUCAUCAAAAUCUACUCCUUCUGACCAAAGUGUUUCCGAAUCUGGACAUGGAUGGGAAACUUCAAAAAGGAAUGUUCAAAAAACCAAACACCAAAGGAAUGCAGUCUGUUUUCUACUCGAUCAUGUCGAUCAUUAACCCAGAAUAUUGUCGUAAAAAUGUACCCUGGCCGGUUUCGUUUUCAUCCGAUAGUUUCAAAUUUCGUAACGCUGUGAUAGAAUUCAUCAAGAAAGAAUGUAGUGACUUCGAAGUACCGAAACUCUUACCUUCGUUACUGAAUAAAGCCGAUGGCGAGAAAUAUGUCAAAUUUGUAUUCAAUUUCACCACGUACGUUACUAAAAUAGUGAUUUAUCGGAAAUUUGGAGAACUUCUUCUUGAAAAACCCAACGUUAAUGUUAAUUACGAAGAAAAUCUGGCUCUUUUAAACAACAUGAUUUUCAUGUUGAUGCACGAAGAAGAACAAAAUCAGAGCGGGUAUCUGAGUUUCAAAGAGAAUUGCGCUAGUCGAACCAAAAAUCUAGAGUCUGAUUUGAUCGCAGCGUUGAAAACAUUCCAAAACAAGAAACAUUUGUUAUUCACCGAAGAUGAUAAAUCAAGUUUAGAUGAUGCUGCAAUCGAACGACUAUUCGCCGAAAUUGAACGCGAACUUUUCCAAUUGAAACGUCAUCACGAUAAGCUCAAGUCAGAAGUUCAACGUAUUCUGAAGAAACAAGAUUACCUAUUAUUUUUAAUAAAUUUAAAAAAGAAGACCACUACAGGGUCAUCAGCUAUUAAAGCUGUCGACAAUUUAGCUGCUAAUGAAAAUAUUUCUAAAGCUAUCGAUGUACCAGUUAACGUUUUAUUGACGAAUCUGAUAGCGAAAAAUACCACUUUAAUAACGACAGAUUACCAUAUUAGUUUGAAAUAUUUCCUACACUAUGGUCGACUCAUACUCGCAAUCCAUAUGCAAAGAUUCCUCGCUUUGAAUUUGUCGCCGAAACAUUUAGCAAUAUGUCGUACAAUAAGCGAUAUUUCGACUAAUUCAGCCAAACGAGUGGAUCGUUUCGAAGCGCUGAAAAAUCAAUUGAACGAGACUAUCAAUACCGCCAAAUCCGAACAACCGAUUAAUCUCAAAGCUAAAAACACUAAUCUUACGAGUAACCACUGCACCGAAAUUGUUAAUUUGCUUAAACUCAAGAGAAGCUACGGGUCUCAGUUCUGUGUACCUAUUCAGAUGAAAAAUCCAAUCACUCAUUUCUUUACUGAAACCAAUGAACAGAGCUCGAAGAAUUCCAUGGAAAGAAUGAAGCAGAAAAUACAAACUGCGAUCGCGUUAUCGAACUCGGAAAGAACUGCGAAAUUGUAUCUGAAUUUUUGAGGCGAACUAGAUUGUUUUUUAUGAUGUUUUAUUUAUGUAUCUGAUUUCUGAAUAUUAAUAUUUUUAUGUUGAAUAUGUGUACCAAAUUUUAUUAGAUAUUUUUGUGAAAGUUCUCAAUAUAUGAUUGUGUAAAA
This is a messenger RNA of Planococcus citri (citrus mealybug), 1769 nucleotides long. RefSeq lists its product as uncharacterized. The transcript is spliced from 9 exons. Gene Ontology annotation, cellular component: mitotic spindle microtubule; HAUS complex. Gene Ontology annotation, molecular function: microtubule binding. The coding region runs from base 259 to 1635 and encodes 458 amino acids. Lineage: Eukaryota; Metazoa; Arthropoda; Insecta; Hemiptera; Pseudococcidae. Gene Ontology annotation, biological process: spindle assembly. The record is from RefSeq and is a predicted model, not a curated record.